AUGGGCAGAUUUUGUAAGGGUGCACAAAUUGAAGCAUGGCGAUUAUUUGCUAUUUCUUUUGGUGGUGAUGAAAGCGAUGAUGAUAAACGUCACAAAACGAAGAACAAACGAAGAGAAGCUGCUUCAUUCCACAAGUCCAACUCUCCACAUUUCAGGAAAACAAGAAACUCCUCAGGUACUGAUCAAGCUGUGAAAACCAGAGAGAUGCGAACUGAAGAUGCUACUAAAAACGAUGGCCGUUUUGAUUCAAGAGCCAAGAAUCCCUACUUCAUAGUCAAGGUGAAGUCACACCACAGAUCAUUCAUGGUCAUUCCAAGGCAAUUUGCAAAGAAAACAAAACUAGACGAAGUUCAUGAUGUGGUACUUCGUCAUGAAGAAGAUAAGAAAGCUUGGCCAGCAAAGAUUGUUGCGAGAACCUAUGGUAGAAUAGAUCUUGCGGAUGGAUGGUCUAAAUUCUGCAAGAAUUAUGAAGUGAAGGUCGGAGAAACUUGGCGGUUCACCUUAUACAAGAGGGGUGGGAAUUUCAUCAUUAAUUUUGGAAUUGUUAAACCAAUUUCUAACUAG
Molecule: messenger RNA, 564 nt
Organism: Oldenlandia corymbosa var. corymbosa
Lineage: Eukaryota; Viridiplantae; Streptophyta; Magnoliopsida; Gentianales; Rubiaceae
Source: the annotation of a GenBank genome assembly